Molecule: messenger RNA, 4960 nt
Organism: Liolophura sinensis
Lineage: Eukaryota; Metazoa; Mollusca; Polyplacophora; Chitonida; Chitonidae
Product: TNF receptor-associated factor 4-like
Exons: 7
Coding region: 856-2034 (392 amino acids)
Biological process (GO): regulation of canonical NF-kappaB signal transduction; signal transduction; regulation of apoptotic process
Cellular component (GO): plasma membrane signaling receptor complex
Molecular function (GO): zinc ion binding; ubiquitin protein ligase binding; tumor necrosis factor receptor binding
Source: RefSeq, a predicted model, not a curated record
GGUCAGUGAGCGUUUGUGAUUUGUUGAAUCAACUGCGGGAAAAUGUUAGAGCAAACUGUUAAAUAAGGAGAUCUGGGAUCUUCAGAGAAGGGAGGGAUUGAAGAGACACCCUCAAAUGCUCUGUCAACACACGCCAGCAUGCCUCUGCUAACAUAACCAUCAAACUUUCAUCCAACGCUCAGAAAAUCACUGUUGACGUGCAGCUGAGGAAGUUAGGGAUUAUUUUUUGCCAAUGGAGACUGAAAGUUUUCUGAGCUGUGUUAAAAAAAUUCUGAGAAUGUUAAAUUUAAACCAGGUUCCUUAAAAAGGUGUCCUUUAAACUCAGCUCACCUUCCCAGAAGAUGGAAUGGACUUCUCUGUAUGCUGUCUCAAAGCUCUGUCCCAAAGUUUCUUCCAUUAACAUUUGAAGGGGUGGUCUUGUUUCUCAGAGUCAACCAGAUAAUGUUGAGAACUGUUAUUUUGUGGCCAUGUGUAUUAAUAUAAGGAGGUAUCUGGUGUUUAUUUCUGUCCCCUGAGAUUGUCCACAACAAAGGGAGAUAAUGAGUGCCAUCGGGUACAGAAUUCUCUGAAGACAAACUUGGUCAACAUUUAGCCCUGGCUUGUGGAGGCUGCAAAAUAAACCAGCUACAUAAACACUGGUGGCCAAAUCGGCUGUGAUAACCCGCUUGUCCAGACAUGAUAUGGCCAGGGACAAUGGACAUUAGUAAUUCAGCCGCCUGAGACUUAGGGUGACAUCCAUGCUUCAUCAACCUGUUGAACAUCAGGCAUUUUGAUGGUAUUUUCACAUGCCCAGAAGAUCAGACCCCACUAGAUUACGCAAAGAUUUACCCCGACCCAGAGGUAGAUGAGGAAAUCAUGACCAGCAUCAUCCGUUGUACUCAUUACAAAGAGGGCUGCAAGUGGACGGACAAAGCACAAAAUCUCCAGUCUCACCUGGACAUAUGUCGUUACGAUGCCCUCAGUUGCCCAAACAAGUGCAACGCCAAAGUCUCGCAAAUGUGUCUGGAUGAUCACCUGGAGUUUACCUGUCCCCGGCGCAGAGUCAAGUGCGAAUUCUGUGGCAACGAGUUCUAUGGGGAAGUGCUGGAGGACACGCACGCAGGUAACUGCUCUAUGGAGGUGGUUUGGUGCGAGAAUAAAUGUGGUGCCAAGUUACAGAGGAAGUACCUGAAAAAUCACAUGAAACAUGAGUGUCACAAACGCUGCGUCACAUGUCAAUACUGUCAGCGCGAGUUCGUGGAGGAAACUUUACAGACCCAUCAGUACCAGUGUCCUCGCUAUCCAGUCAUGUGUCCAAAUCGCUGUGACCCCACAAAAAUUCCUCGUGAGGAAGUGGAUUACCAUGUCCAAGACGUCUGCCCUUCCGCAACUGUCAGCUGCAAGUUCAAACCUGCCGGUUGCAAGUAUAAGGGUCCACGCUUUGGCCUGCACAACCACAUUGAGGACAAUCUGGCUACACACCUGGAACUUGCCUGGUCGCUCGUUCACAAACAGGCACUUCAAAUCCAGCAGUUGACCGAGACUGUCCACACAGUCAACAAUGUCACUAACGGCGUGUUCAUCUGGAAAAUCAAUGACUACAAGGCCAAACUGAUGGAGUGCAUGAUGCGAAACAACCGAGAAAAGCGUGAAAUCUUUAGUCAGCCAUUUUACACUAGUCGCCAUGGCUACAAGAUGAUUAUGUCUGCAUUUCUAAAUGGCAACGGAACAGGUGAGGGCAAAUUCCUGUCAGUGUACAUCAAGCUUUUGCCCGGAGAGUAUGAUAAUAUUUUAGACUGGCCUUUCACUUUGCCCAUCACCAUCACAUUGUUUGAUCAGUGCUCAGAUCCGGAGAAACGCAUCAACAUCAAAGAAAGUUUCAUCCCAGAUCCGACAUGGAAACACUUUCAGAAACCAUUAAAAGACAUAGACUCUCUUGGGUUUGGGUACCCCAAGUUCAUUUCCUUGGAGGCCUUGAAAUUACGCUCCUACAUAAAAGACGAUUCCUUGAUGAUCAAGGUUGCAUUUGACAAUGGCAAAUUCAUCAUACCCUGAGAAUUGGGCCCUUUGAGAUCAGACAAGUGAUUAAUGCAUAAUAUACCAUAUUUAUAAUUGGUACAAUCAUCGUCACAGAGCUCUUGGUUUUGCGGGAUGUUUUUGUGCCCAGUUUGUAACAGGACAGGACCAAGUUGAGAAAGAAAUCCAGUUGGCCAAUCUAGUAUUGUGAGUGUGCUUAGAUUCAGUGAUUGAGAGUCACUGACAAGGUGAAUGAAAAGGUAAUAAAUGAUGGCAAAAGUGAGGGGAUAAAUGGAAAGGUAAAUGAAUGAAUGAGAAAGGUGUAAGCUGUGUAGAUGUUGUUAUUAGCUUUCUUGAAAGUCAAAGGUGUCAAAACAAAACAAAAACAAGAAGAGUUGAGGAACAACCUCAUUUCAAAUGUCUUCAAGCAUUCUCAAACAACGCUGAGAGCACGAACACAGCUACAUGUGGCAUUGAAGAAAAAUCUAUUAGUGCAAGUAAAGUUUCAUUUGGAAAGACUUACAAAAAAUAUUGUAGGUUACUAACUCAAGUUUUGUAAAAUGUUCAUAAAUCAGAUAAUUGGUGAAGGUAAUGGUUAUGAAUCUUACAAUAAAAGAACAGGGUCUGUUGACCAAACAGUUGUUCUGAAAUCUACAAUGCUUGGAUUCAAGGUUUGAUAAGCAAAGAUUCAAGACUCGCGUCUGCAGCAAGUUCUGGAUUUACAAGAUCAUAAAAGACUUAGUUUGUUUACAAGUAACCUGAUGUUUACAUUUGGUUAAGUUACACUACUUCAAGUGAGAGGUGAAGUGAUGGUUGAAUAAGAAUACUAAAGUUAUCUCCCUUUAUCAAGCUGUGGCAGACAUGCAAAAUAAAUGUGGUUCUGAGUUAAUGUACCAGUUUAUACGGCAGAAAUCUGCCUGUUGAUUUGUGUAGGCCUAAUCACCACCAUAUCUACCAUCUGGAUACUUUUAAAUCGAUGGGUCCUGUAUAAUAAUUUGUUUGUUGUUUGCUCUAUCAGUUAAAUGUAGCAUAAAAUGGUGCCACUGUCGAAGCAGCUAAAAGAUGUUCUAGUCGUUAACUUCUUGUUGAAUUCUGUAUCAUAGUAUUUAAUGUGUUUGGUACAUUAAGCUACAUUUGUUUGUUUUAUUUAGAAUAGUUUGGUCUAUGGAAGUGAGUUGAUAAGAUAUACCUUUUUUGAUAAACAAGACUUUUUUUUGAGUUAUGUCAUUAUGAUGUGUAUUAUACCAAUGUAACAUGUGAGAAAAGAUGGCUUACUUUGGUGAAAAAAUACAUAAAAUAUACGAGAAUUCGUCAUUAUUUGUCUUUAGUUUUCAUAUGAAAAAACAAUUUAGUAUUGCCGUUUCUUUCUUCUGUUUCUGUUUUCCACAGAUUUUGAUCAGUAAUGGUUUGUUUAAUCCUGUUUUAGUCGUGUGAGGAAAGACGUUGUUAAAGUCCAAUUUUUUGGUUGUUUUGUCAAAAUGUAUUAUGUAAUUCCAGAAACAUGGAUUGUGCGUAUUUGCUGUUUUACUUUUUCUCUACAUCAUAAUAGGAUAUCUGAUUCCAUGAUAAUAAUGUUUCAGUUUUAUUAGGACACAUUUUUGAAAUGUAUGAUUAUGUCCUAUCCCUCUUUGAUUUGGAAAUAUAUUUGCUAUUGGUCAGGUCUGUACUCCGGGACUCCUUUAUAACUAUUUCUACCUCCAUCUUUUAGCAUGAAUAUUGCAUCUAUAAAUGUUUUUGUUUUUAAAACACUGUGCAGUUACAAGAGGGAGAAUUAAGUGCUGUCUCACCAACAAGGAGAACAGCACUAAUUAUAUCCCCUACAGCUGUCCAUAUAACAUUUCAGAAAAAGAAACCUUUACCUAAUCACAGGCUUUCACAAAGCUACUCCACCCUUGGCCAAUCACCUCACGGAAAUAUAUCAUGUGAUGCACUAAUUAAUGCACCAUAUUUGCAUAUGCCACAUAUACAUCAUCCAACCUCAGAAGUAUAAAUACAAUCAUUAUUGGGACAUAAUGCAAUCACAGUAAAGUGCAUAUUUUGGUUUCUGUUAUCUCAUGAUAAAGUAUUUUAAUGUACCUGUGUUUGUAAUUCAAUACGAUUUGAGCAGAUAAUACCAGUACUAUAACUCAUACCUGAGGGAGGUAUAAAAAAAAACGAUACCUUCAUGAUGAUAUACCAUAAUGAUAUCGUAUUAUUGCAUGUCAUCAUGAUCAUCAAAACUUAUACAUAAUCAUGUUAACAAAACCAUGAUAACCCAGAAGAAACCAAGAUCAGUGCAUAUACUUAAUUUAAUUGGUGCGUUUGUCAUAUUUGAGUAGGCCAGGCUGGCUUCAGUUGGCUAACCUGUCCUUCCAUCAAUUGUAAUCAUGUUGUGAUUGAGAAAGCAUGUGGUAAUCAUCCCAUACGUGAUUGAAUGGUAACUAUGAGGUGAAAAUAUUUACAAUUAGUUGUAUGGUACUGGGUCAGAAGAACCAGUUCCAAAGCAAGCCAGGGAGGGCACUUAGUUUUGCCUGACCAAUUAGGCUACUCUUGAAAGAAGUGAGUCCUCCAUACACAACAGCCCCCUGCCCUGGAUCUGCUGCGCAUGUAUUUAAAAAGAUAGUGUUGUAUUAAAGUUGUUCAUAAUGUUUUAAUCUAAAAGUACUGUAUUAUCGUUCACAUCAUACAGAUAUGCAUCAUGCACAGGUUCAGUUGUUUGUCAGUGUUAUCAUAUCUAAGACUCCAUACACAGCUGGACCAAUGUUACUUUUGAAUUUUAUUUGGAGAAAUCUGAUUGGUGCAUAAUGUGAUUCACCAUCAAUGGCAGUUGUGCUUGUGAAAAUUUAAUCUGAUCAUCGGUGCAUUUCCAUAAAUGUCGUCUGAUAAUGUAUAAAUAUCCAGCAGUCAUCCUCAUCAUUUUUGUGUAUAUCUCCUCGCUGGUACAUUGCCAUAUGUUAGGCUGGGUAAUAAAAACCAAAACUAACCA